AGAUGCUGAAUUUCAUGGGCUUACGCAUUUUCUCAAUUCAGCUCAGAGUACGGCUAGUUUUGCGAAAAAUUAAAUAAUUACAAUUACCGGAACCGAUUACUGAUUAGAAAACUACUCAAGAGGCUGCCCUUUACAUUCUUUUGUUCAUUUAAUUAAGAGUUAAUUUAUACAGAAUUUCGCCGGAAUCGAUCUCUGAUGCUCAAUGUUGAACAAAAACCCGAAAAGUUGGAUCAUCUGCUCAUUAAAAUCGCCAUACGUCUUAGAGACAGCUGAAUAGUCCGUUUUGCGAAGCUUGGUCGUAAUGGAAGACUUCUUGAACGUUUUAGGUUGGUUAUUUUCAAUCGUAACGGUAGUAGGAAAUAGUUUUGUAGUCCUACUUAUUGCGAAAAAUCACCGGCUACAUUCCUCAGCCAACUUGUUCGUCCUUUCCUUGGCAGUGGCUGACUUUGGUGUCGGAAUCGCCGUUUUUCCAUCGAGUUAUUUUUGUAAUUACUCAAUGGCGUGUAACUUGAGGGUUUACAUGGCAUUCUUCUGGUUCUUCCUCCACUCUUCAGUCACAAAUCUUUGCUCCUUGACUUGGGAUCGUUACAUCGCCAUCGUUCACCCUUUCAAGUACAACACCUCCAUGACUGAGAGACGCCCUGGAAUGAUUAUCUUGGCCGCUUGGUUGAUUCCCUUCGCGAUCUCUCUGUUGCUUUUGGUGGGAAUGCACGCCACAAAAUCUCACACUGUGUUGAAAUUUUUACGAAUAGACGGGGUGUCAGCCUUUGACUUAAUAUCCUGUGCGCUGCUCUUCUGCGGUGUUGUUCGAAUCCUAGUUGUUGCGCGUGCGCAGUCACGGCAAGUGUCUGCAAUAGAACUUCAAGUUCAGCGGUCUACUAGUAGCCACGCAUGCAACCAAUCUACUGCGACAGAACCUGCCACUUCACGCAGACGUAAGAAGCACAAUACAGCUUCCUUCGUAAUUGCUAUGGUCAUGUUCUUCCUGGGAUGCUACGUGGUGGUAAAUUACUUAGUUUUGUGCCUUGCUUUCUCUUGUCAUCAAGUGUCUGAUGACACUGCCCAGGUUGUUAUUUGUCUCUUAGUUUUGAACUCUACAGUGAAUCCUUUGGUUUACGCGCUACUGAAGAACGAUAUUAAGAUGGAAAUAAGCAAGCUUAUUUGGGGGAGCAACAACCUUCUGGAGAGGUCCUUUAUACGGGAACUAAAAUUUCCAUUCUCGUUAUUUUACUGUCAUGUUUCCACUUAUAUGCCCAUUACUUUCGUUGUAUUUUUCACUUAUUUUACUCCAAAGGUCCUGUCUGAUUUUCGAUCAAGAUAAUUGAUACUCGGAGCAUUUCGCAGUGAAAACUCCUGCCAUCGGUAGACUGGUAGAAAAAUUUGCUUAUAUUUUUAAGGUUUUAUUGUCCAGCAUUUUCGGGUGUACCAAGAUAAGACACUACGGGGAGAGCCCAUUGUAAAUUCUGAUAUUCUCGGAAGAUUAAGAACUCUAGGCUAGAACUUAAGUCUUGUUUCAGUUGUCAAAAAACUACUAAGGAAGGAGUUGGUUUAUUCCGAGUUCCAGCAUGCAAUAAUGUGGACCAGCUCCACAAGUGUAACAACUAUGGUCAAUUGCUUCUCUCUAGACACUACCAUGAUACCUUAGAUUUUAGUGAGCUUUCCGUUUUAAGCAUAAUGAUAUCGAUCGUACCAUGUUUUGACUAAAUAACAGAAAUUGGAAACUUUACGGGAGACUUCUACCUCAUAAAAACGUUCCUUUAAGUGCUUACAUUUUCGCUCAUUUACGGUUUACUUCUUAAAUAAAUUCAUCGUUUGCGUCAAUUUUCUCGAUACCUGUCGCCUAGCGACUUGAGAGCCAUUCAUUUCCAAGUUAUUUUGCCCUCUACAUAAAGGAAAAUUAAGACAAACUGCCCUCCGUCUCAACCAAUGAAAAAUCAGUAUUUUUGCCCCCUAUGUUGUACGUGAUAUAAACCUUAAAUACCUUCAUCAAAAUUAUCAGUUCUCGUUGGCUUUCUAAGCACGUAUUUAUCACGUUAUUUGUGUACGAUGACGUAUCUCGUAGGUGUUUGCAGUGUCACGCCAUCAAAAAGAAAAAUCGUAACCAUUAAAUGAAUUAAGUCAAGAAGCUGGUAUAUGAAAGAUGAUUGAUAUAUAGACAACCUAGCCAAGAAUUAGGUCUAUGCGGAUUUUCAUUCGCGCGUUAUUCGGAAAAGUGUUUCAAUCAAAUUUAUAUAGCUUUGUACGGAGUCGCCAUGUUUGUGCCCCUCGGAGGGACAAACACGGCGGCCAUAACUUAACGGAAACAUCUGCCAGCACGAGGCUCUGGGGAAUAAACCCAACAAACUCUGCAGUUAUUCCCUAGAGCCUGGCACUGAGGUCUAUAGUUUUAGGCUGAAUUUUAAGAUAUCGAAAUUAGCCUAUUACGCGUAUCCAACAACUUUUUGUAAUUUGAUACCUGUACGACUUCUACGCCAUUCGUACACAAUUACGUGCCUUUUAUAGCUUUCUUGUUAAUUUUUCUCUACUGUUUGUUACCUUAAUUUAACAUGGGAAAAUUCAACUAACAAUAAUUAUCGCUGCAUGCGUUAAUGUAUAUCGCUCUUUGUAAAAGCGCACUUUCAAAUAACAAUUGGUGACAAAUAAAUGUCAUAUUGACCAGAUAUUGCACUCUACUAGUUAACG
Molecule: messenger RNA, 2682 nt
Organism: Orbicella faveolata
Lineage: Eukaryota; Metazoa; Cnidaria; Anthozoa; Scleractinia; Merulinidae
Product: adenosine receptor A2a-like
Biological process (GO): G protein-coupled receptor signaling pathway
Cellular component (GO): membrane
Molecular function (GO): G protein-coupled receptor activity
Source: RefSeq, a predicted model, not a curated record